CCAAAAUCAAAACGAGUUCCGCCAUGAAAAUCAACAACUCUACUCUCUUCUUCUUUCUCCUCCUCUCCAUCUUCUGCUUAUCAGCUUUAGCUGAGAAAAAUCAAGCUUCGAAUGGCUCCACCAUCUUGUUCACGACUAUGGGUAGCUCCACCUUCGAAUUCGACAUCUUCACCCUCCCAACGAGCCGUCAUCCUCCAUCUCCUUCCGAUGAGCACCGUCUCACCGACGGAAAAUCCAUCAACUUUAACGGCCACUUAGCGUCUCCUUCUCCUGCUCUAAUCUCCCUUCUUCCCAAUACAUCCGGAGUCCAACCACAAGACCAAUCUCUUCUCCAUCUCAUCUACGUCACUGAGAGAGACGGCACGCCUACUUUACAUUACGACGUCGUUCACGGCGAUAGUAACAAAGCCAACGUUCAAGUCCCGUUACUGUCUGAUCAACAGAGUGGCAUGAACGUAAACUCGAUGAAAGACACUCCUGUCUUAACCAACGAGCAUCUUAUCUACGUGUCCACUCACGAGAACUCCGGUAAGCCCAUGGCGAGUUGGGCCGCUGUUUACUCCACCGAGUUACGAACUAAAUCGACUCAGCGGCUCACACCUCCCGGAAUCGCUGAUUUCUCUCCUGCCGUGUCUCCGUCCGGGAACUGGACCGCCGUGGCCUCCUACGGGGAGAAAGGUUGGAGUAUCGUAUCCAAGGAGCUUAGCACGGACAUCUACGUUUUCUUGACUCGGGACGGAACUCAGCGAGUCAAGGUUGUUGAGCAAGGAGGAUGGCCGAGGUGGACCGACGAGUCGACUCUUUAUUUCCACCGUAAAAGCGACGACGGUUGGAUCAGCGUGUACCGAGCAACUUUACCCAAAACCGGACCGGUUUCGACCAAAACCGUAACGGUUAACAGAGUCACGCCUUCUGGUAUUCACGCGUUCACACCCGCCACGUCACCAAACAACAACGACUUCAUCGGAGUAGCAACUAGGAGGCCAGGAUCCGAAAUCCGCCACGUGGAGCUUUUCGAUUUAAAGAAGAACGAGUUCGUCGAGUUGACUCGUUUAGUCUCUCCCAACAGUCAUCACUUCAACCCGUUUCUUUCCCCCGACUCGUCCCGAGUCGGAUACCAUAGCUGCAGAGGCGACAAAACGGGACGUAAGAAUCCUCGGAAUCUCCUCCAGAGGCUCAAAACCACUUCGGACGAUCUAUCUCUCUUCAGAUUCGACGGAGCUUUCCCGUCUCUCUCGCCAGAAGGCGAUCGUUUCGCGUUUGUAACGUUCACUGGCGUUUUCGUCGUGAACCAAGACGGUUCCGGUCUACGUCAGAUUCUCUCACAUAUGGGAUUCGGUACGGUUUGGGAUCCGGUUAGGCACGGGAUCUUGUACACAAGCUCAAGUCCCACUCUUGCUUUCAUAGCUCCCGGUGUAGUCUCUGGGAAAGAUCAGAUGGAUAUCCUCGCCGUUAACGUCGACGCGCCAAACCCGUCAACCGCCGUUAGAAAACUAACGACUAACGGCCAAGACAACGCCUUCCCGUGGCCAUCACCUGACGGUAAACGUAUUGUCUUCCGGUCUGCUCGGUCCGGUACCAAGAAUCUUUACAUAAUGGACGCGGAGAAAGGUGAAGCCGGUGGUUUGUUUAGGUUAACCAACGGUAAUUGGAACGAUACGAUAGCCACUUGGUCUCCCGACAACAACUGGAUCGUGUUUGCAUCGAACCGGGAAUAUAUUGGUACGUUGUUGAUGGAUUUGUAUGUGGUUCACCCGGAUGGAACCGGUUUAAGGAAGGUUGCGCAGAAUUUGACCGGUGGUGUAUCUAUGCAUCCUAUGUUUAGUCCAGACAGUAAAAAGAUCGUUUUCACUACUACUUACGCUGGUAUCUCGGCGGAGCCUAUUGGUAAUCCGAAGUUCAACGUCGCGAGUAGUGAGAUUUUUACUGUGAAUUUGGAUGGUUCUGAUUUUGCGAGGCUCACGCAUAACUCGGUUGAAGAUGGACCGCCUCUGUGGUUUCCUAAGAUCAAAGUUACUGGUGAUGUGGCGUGGCCCACGAGGUUUGGUGCGAGCUGCGCUUUUGAAGAUUUCAAGUCGCAGAAUUCGACCGGGAAGAUGAAUAAGCGUGUAAUGAUGUGACUUCACAAUAGUUUGUUGUUUAAUAAUUUACUCUUUGAGUUGCUGACUUGUUAUGGUGAUACUUGUUAAAGUAUUGGAAUUGAAUAAAGAAUAAGAUAGUUUUGAACUUUAAACUUCUUGAUAUCUUUCACUGUAGGAGAUGUAUAAAAGAAUGGCAAUACAUUUUCCAAAAAUGAGUUUAA
This is a messenger RNA of Eruca vesicaria subsp. sativa (arugula), 2302 nucleotides long. The record is from the annotation of a GenBank genome assembly. Lineage: Eukaryota; Viridiplantae; Streptophyta; Magnoliopsida; Brassicales; Brassicaceae.